CGUCGUUUCAACACCAAGGUUCGACCCAUGGGGAACCUAAAUACUACUAACUCCGGAGAAGGUAUGACCGAUCCAGCUCUUGGGUCAGGCGUAGUCGGGCAACGCGUGAAGGGGCCGAGAAUCCUCAUGUCCACAACCUGGAGGAGAGUGAUUCCAAGCCAAAAUCAGAUAAGGAGACGCCUGAAAAGAUAUCAGCGAUGGAGUCCUCUAUGACUGCCUAUCUCGUGAAGAUGUUUUCCAAGAGAUUCGACGCCAUGCAGUCCAUGGUGGAACGCCUACCAGAGGAUAAAGUAUGUUUUCUUCAUUUUAUAUAUUUCUUUAGAAAGUUUCCUCUUUCCUAUGAUCAUCUUCUUUUAUUUUCUCAUAACAAGUAUGUUUUCUUCAUUUUAUAUAUUUCUUUUUACCUAUUAUUCUUUAUUUGAUUUAUUAAUUUAUUUUUAUUAUACAAAUUAGAAUAAAACUAUGUAUGUAAAAGCGUAUCAUAUAUUACAUUUUCAUAUUUAUAAAUUAAACAUAAUACUACAAUAAAAGGUGCAUAAUUUCUAUCAAAAAUUUAUUUAAAAAAAUAAGUUAAUUGUUUAUUGUAAUAUUUUAUAAUAAACAUUUUAUAAAACAUAAUAUUUAAAUUAAUUUAAGGCAUCAAAAAUUUUUUCCACAGCUCUUUGAACGCGAAUAACAAUGGGAACUUCUAUGUCUUUUGACUACGAGAUCUCUAACACGGCCUCAUUGGACAGAGACUUUUGCUAACUUCAUAAAUUCAUAAAUUCAAAGUACAAAUCGAGAAAAAGAGACAAUUUUUUGAUACUUAUCACCUAAGCAUGUCCAAAAAUCAAUAAUUUUACACGAAAAGGCGAAUUUGUGUCUUUUUGAUUGGCGGAAUCUUAUCCUGUUUGUUUUAUUCACUCUAAAACGGCCUCAUUGGACAGAGACUUUUGCUAAUUUUUCUAAAGGCGUAAUUACCGGGAGGAUUUCAAGGCCCAGUCCAGUAUUAUUUAUGGCAGGCCCAACUAUUAUGCAUAUAUACACCGACGCAGAAAAGGCAAAGUGCAGCACACAUCAAAGAAAAACCCUAAACGGAAAUGCUCAGAUCCUCCCGCCCGCCGCCGCGGUCGUCAGGCACUUUUGGCUCGACGUACCAGAAAAGACUCGCUGUAAGCCGAAAACAAAGCCUAAAACUAGCACGAGAACUAGAUCCUCCCCCUGAUGAUGAAAAUUCUUUCUACGGUUUAUGGGACUUCGACAACUGUCGCCUCCCUCCCCUUUAUGUCGUGGGCUCGCUGAUUCCCAAGAUCAACUUGUGUUUACAAACCGUUAAUCCUCUCUACCGAAUGUGUCGUAUGAAUUCUGCCAUCGGAAACCCAAAUUUCGCUUUCAUCUGGCAGAAUCGCGAUGUACUCAACAAGCAAUGGGACGUGAAAGAGUCAAAGAAAAGAAAAAUUAGAUGUUCUGUCCCUAUCUGUGGAAGGCUAAUUCAGUCAAGCAAUAAUGCAGAGGUCGCCUACGAGCGAAAGUACGAUGUGGCAGACCGGAUGCUUAUUCAGGAGCUUUUGUGUUACGUUCUUGCAAAUCGUACUCCAAGAAACAUACUGAUUAUAUCUGAUGAUUGUGACUUUGGAUUUCCAAUGCAUAUUUUGAGGGAACGAGGUUACAGAGUCUUCCUGAUGCAGCGAUCAGCAAAUCUUCGACCAUUGACACAGAUUGCACAGCACGCUUGGGCUUGGGUUGAUGUAGUUAAUGGGCUAACACGUCCGUUCUAUUCUUUGCCUAAUGCCUAAGCUAUCUAACCCAAAGCUUCUUUCAUUUCCUUUUUGUGUUGUCUAUGGUUGUUGUUGAGUGUUGUUGAACCUGCUCUAAUUAUCCCACUUGUGUUGGUUUUCCUUUCUUACAUUUUUUGCAUUUAAAAACUCGAGUUUUAGAAUUCA
Brassica napus (rape) is the source of this 1922-nucleotide messenger RNA. RefSeq lists its product as uncharacterized. Gene Ontology annotation, molecular function: RNA nuclease activity. The record is from RefSeq and is a predicted model, not a curated record. Gene Ontology annotation, biological process: regulation of gene expression. The transcript is spliced from 2 exons. The coding region runs from base 1080 to 1775 and encodes 231 amino acids. Lineage: Eukaryota; Viridiplantae; Streptophyta; Magnoliopsida; Brassicales; Brassicaceae. Gene Ontology annotation, cellular component: peroxisome.